AUGUCAUUGGAACCCACUCUCCUAUCCCUGCCGGAUGUUGCAAAAGAUCACUUGAUGGAAUAUUUGAAUUAUAUUGAUAUUGCCCGUCUUCGCAAAACUUGUCGCCUUUUCCGGAACUAUCUCAUUAUGCAUCAACCACAUGCUAAUAUCCAUUCUAUUCAAGUCUCUCAAAACGAAGAAAGUAUGGAGCUCAAUUUGAAAGCUGGACUUCAGGAGGAUCUUCUAAAGAUUGAGUAUAAGAUGGCGAUCAAUGGUGGUUGCUUAAUUGAAGCCAAUUACCAGCAAGGAAAUGCUCGGAUUGUCAGAACAGACGGAAGAAAUUAUUUGGAUGUCUUCUGCGAUGACUUCACAAUGCUCCUCAAACAUCAAAAAUCAGUAUCCCAAGAAUUGAGCUUCACUGCACUGGAAGCUCCUGAAAAGCGUACAGAAUUUUGGGAUAUGAUUCGGAAAGUGAUAACGGACACUGAGGCGACGACCGGGAGGAAACUUUUGCUCAAAAAAAGAAGUUUGACUCUCCAAAACAUAAUGACACCUGACGUUUUCUCUAUUCUCAAUUAUUUGGAUCCAACCUGCAUAGAAAAGAUCGACUUGACUGGAGAAGAUGGAAUAAUGACACCGCUCGAUGGGAUUGUCCAAUUGCCUCACUGGAACCAUUUGGAGGCUGUCACGCUCAACUAUUUCUUUAUUAGAAAUUUUCCGCAAAAUAUAUCUCAUUUGGAAUGGUUUUAUUCGGACAUUAUAGAGCUUACAGCUGAGGAUGUGUUACAGAUAAAAAAUAUGAUGCUACGUUCUGGUCAAUUCCAAAAAAACUACGUCUUAUCUCUCCAUCCAAACCAAGACAACAGUUUUCAACAAUCACUUGGCCCGAUAUUCAGAGAAGAAGAAUUGGAAGAAGGAGUUUUGAGAAAAACAUUGUCACUGGAGCCCACCACUCUUCUAACCCUGCCGGAAGUUGCAAAAGAUCAUUUGAUGGAAUAUUUGAAUUAUAUCGACAAUGCCCGUCUUCGCAAAACUUGCCAUGUCUUCCGUAACUAUCUGAUUGCGAAGCUACCCAAUGCUAAUAUUGAUUAUAUUCAAGUCACUCAGAAGGAAGACAGCAUGGAGCUCAAUUUUAAAACUGAAUUUGAUGAGGAUCUGCUAGAUCUGCUAAAGAUUGAAUAUAAGAAAGUUGGAAACGGAUGUUCCAUUGAAGCGAAUUCGAGCAAGAGGACAUAA
Molecule: messenger RNA, 1215 nt
Organism: Caenorhabditis remanei
Lineage: Eukaryota; Metazoa; Nematoda; Chromadorea; Rhabditida; Rhabditidae
Exons: 5
Coding region: 1-1215 (404 amino acids)
Biological process (GO): innate immune response
Molecular function (GO): protein binding
Source: RefSeq, a predicted model, not a curated record